AUGCAUUUGUUCGGCUUCGGAGUUGUACUUUUUGUAACUGCAGCUGCUGCCAGUGAUUCCUUGGAUGUGUGCCUCAAGGAUCUGGGCUGUCUGCGGGGAACGCUCAUGCCAGGAUACCAAACCAAGGACUUCGAGGCCUUCAUGGGCAUUCCCUUUGCCCAGCCGCCAGUUGGUGCUCUUCGACUGAAGAAUCCUGUGCCAGCUGAUGCCUGGGAGGGAGUACUCGAUGCAGCAACUGCCAGAGAUGGCUGUUUGCAAAGGACAUACUUUUCAGAGGAAUGGGAUGUAAGGGGCGUGGAGGAUUGUCUCUACCUGAAUGUCUACAGGCCGAAGGAAAGGAAGGAAGAUCCCCUGCCGGUGAUGGUUUACAUCCACUCGGGCGGGUUCUUUAGCGGCACUGGUCAUCCCGUGGCCAGUGGACCGGAGUAUCUGAUGGACACAGGAGAAGUGAUCAUGGUAACUAUUAACUAUCGCCUGGGUCCUUUCGGUUUCCUGAGCACUGGCAAUGACAACAUGCCGGGUAAUUUCGGAUUCAAGGAUCAGCGAUUGGCCCUGCAGUGGGUGCAGCAGCAUAUAGAAGCCUGGGGGGAUCCCAACUCGGUAACUAUUUUUGGGCACAGUGCCGGUGGGAUAUCCGCGCAUCUGCACAUGAUAAGUCCCAAUUCAAAGGGUCUCUUUCAUCGAGCCAUGUCCUUGACUGGCACCAUGUUCAUUCCGGCUAUGAAGAUCCUUAAAGAUCCCUUGGAUCAAGCCAGGCAGCUGGCCCAAGUGGUGGGCAUCGAUCAAGCGGAGAGUCUCAGCAGUCAGGAUCUAGCCCAAGCUCUCCGCGACGCCUGUCCCGUAAAGCUGCUCAAAAGCAUCGACAGCUUGAAGAUCUGGGACAACCUGCCUCAUAUUAGCUGCUUGCCUGUCCUGGAGUCUGAAGGAUCUCCGGAUGCCUUUUUGGUAGAGGAUCCGCUAAAGGCACACCUCGCGGGGCACAUUAACCAGGUGCCUUGGUUGCUGGGAGUCAACUCCAGAGCCGGCGAGGGUUCACUGUUCCUGCUGCGGGCUUUCGAAGAUCCGAAACGUCGGGAAGACUUUAAUGAGAAAUUCCUGGAGCACCUGGCCUUGGUGCUCAAUCUGCCAGAUGGAACUGGGGUCGAGAUAGUCAAGGAUAUACUGGCUGCCUAUGACUUUCAGGCCGAGAUGAGUCUAAACAAUGACACCAUGCUGGCUCUGGCUGAGAUCUCUGGUGACUUUAACUUUUACUAUCCUUUCUACGAGACAGUUUCCUCUUAUGCAGGCUAUGCCAAUCUUGAGAAGAAUCCCAUGUCCUUGUAUAUCUUUGAAUUUCACGGUUUGCAUUCGGUGACGAAGCUUUUCAGUGGCUCCUCCGAGGAUUGGGGCGUUGGAGCAGCUCACAUGGAUGAUGGACUGCACACCAUACGAAUACCUAUACUCUUCGAGGAUUUCCCCAAGGACUCGGAAGAUGCUCUGGUAGCCAAGAGGAUAACAUCCCUAAUGGUGGACUUUGCUCAAACGGGGUUAUUUCAUAAGGAUUUAUCCUGUCAAGGGCCAGAUUUUGAGGAUCAAAAGAUGUGCAGCUAUUUGCACUUUUCCGACAUCAAUGGAAAAUUCCAGGAGGACAUUAAGAAUUCCCUGAAUCUUAAAGCCUUUUCCAUUUGGCAGAAGUUGUUCAUAUGCGCGCCCUCGAAAGCCGUCAGAUCGAAUUGGACCUUCGUAGCGGUAGGUUCUGCGAGAGGUUUCCCUAUUGGCCCAAAAAAGAGUGACAUCAGGAUCCAUUUAAAUAUAUAUCAAGAGCUUCUGAUAAUGAUGAUGAUGAUGAUGAUUCAACCUGUGCCUCUGCUGCUUCUGACGCUUCUCUCCGUUGGCCAUGAACCCCGCUCCACCGUCAUGGCCCUGGCCACGCUGGACAAGCUCAUCGUGUGCCCACCGAGCGUGGGUUGCAUGAAGGGCACCAACCUGAGGGGUUAUCAGUCGGAGCGGUUCGAGGCCUUCAUGGGCAUACCCUACGCCCUGCCUCCCAUCGGAGAUCUGCGCUUCAGCAAUCCCAAGGUUAUGCCCAAGCUGCUGGGCUUGUAUAAUGCCACCACACCCAAGAUGGACUGCAUCCAGAAGAACUAUCUACUGCCCACUCCGGUUAUUUACGGCGAGGAGGAUUGUCUUUACCUGAACGUCUACAGGCCAGAGGUCAGAAAGUCCCUACUGCCAGUGAUGGUUUACAUCCAUGGUGGCGGUUUCUUUGGCGGCUCGGCAGGUCCUGGAGCCACGGGACCAGAAUACUUCAUGGACACGGGCGAGGUGAUCCUGGUCACCAUGGCCUACAGACUGGGUCCUUUUGGAUUCCUGUCCACCCACGAUGCUGCCAUGCCGGGAAACUUUGGUUUGAAGGAUCAAAAUCUAGCACUGCGCUGGGUCCAGCGCAACAUUCGCUUCUUUGGCGGUGAUCCCCAGCAGGUCACAAUUUUCGGCCAAAGUGCCGGUGGUGUGGCCACGCACAUGCAUCUGCUGAGUCCCAGAUCCCGAGGACUCUUCCAGCGCGUGAUCAGCAUGAGCGGCACGGCAAAUGUGCCCUUUGCCAUUGCCGAGGAGCCCUUGGAGCAGACUCGUCGCCUGGCCGAGUUCGCUGCGGUACAGGAUGCCCGUAACCUAAGCACGGCCAAGUUAACCCGAGCCCUGCGUCGCAUCGAUGCCCGGAAACUCCUGGACGCCGGCGAUGGGCUAAAGUUUUGGGAUGUGGAUCAUAUGACCAACUUCCGGCCGGUGGUGGAGCAAGGUGGUGCCGCUUCCUCCGAGGCCUUUAUCAGCCAGCAUCCCAAGGAUAUCUUGGCUGCGGGAAAUCGUCCAUCGAUCCCAUUGCUCCUGGGCACCGUGCCAGGCGAGGGAGCAGUGCGUGUGGUGAACAUCCAGGGUAACGAGACUCUGCGCCAGAGCUUCAACGACCGCUUCGAUGAGCUUCUCCAGGAGCUAAUGGAGUUUCCGCCCGAGUUUAGCCAGGAGCGGCUUAACCAAAGCACAAAGCUCCUCGUGGCGGAGUACUUUCGGGAGCAGCACAAGGUGAAUGAGGAAACCGUUCAGGGAUUUAUGGAUCUCAUUACGGAUAGGGGUUUCAAGCAUCCUUUAUAUAACACCAUUCGCCAGGAUAUCUGCCACAAGAGGCAUCCUGUCUACAUGUACAGUUUCAAUUAUCGGGGUCCUCUGAGCUAUGCCUCUGCCUACACAUCUGCGAAUGUUACCGGCAAAUACGGCGUUGUCCACUGCGAUGAUCUCCUGUAUCUAUUCCGUAGUCCCUUGAUUUUUCCAGACUUUGAACGCAACUCUACCGAGGCAAAGGUCAUUCACACAUUUGUGGACUAUUUUGUACAGUUUGCCAAGACUGGAAAACCACGGAAUGCCGAGUCAUUGACACCGUGCACCACCGAGCUGUUGCAGUCACGUCCCAACGGCAUUUGCGAUUACCAGGAAUUCGCCAAUGCACCUGCCCCUUCGAAAGGCUUUAAGAUAAACGUGGCCAGCGAAUUCCAAACGGACAGAGUCAGGCUCUGGUCCAGUAUACUCAAUGAAGGGUAAGGUUACCUGAGGUUGAUGUACAUACGUACAUAUGUAUAUAUUUACAUAAUAGGUAUGUGUUUGCAACAAUAAUAAAGACCACAGCUAAUUUUGUCUAGAGGCA
Messenger RNA from Drosophila serrata, 3676 nucleotides. RefSeq names its product Juvenile hormone esterase (gene Jhe). The record is from RefSeq and is a predicted model, not a curated record. NCBI's taxonomy places the organism in Eukaryota, Metazoa, Arthropoda, Insecta, Diptera, Drosophilidae.